AUGUUAACUUUGGAAAACUUCAAUCAAAGAUCUUAUAAAUAACCCAUUUUGAAUAGGUAUAUACCUUAUAUAGUCAAAGUCCACGAUCACUAAAAGCAUGUUAAAGAUGUGGAGUGUUAACUGAACAAUUAAUUAAAAUAAGUAUUAAGGAAUUAAAGCAGAGAAAUCCUGAUUUAAGAUUGAAUAAAUAAGGUUGGAAGAUAUUGUGGAGACAUCAUGAAUAAAGAAGAUAAGAAACAUUAUAAUUAUGUAGAGAGGAAAGAAAAUAAAUUAUAAUCUAAGAUUAAGAGGAACAUUAAAACAAUUUAUAAAAUGAUAAUAAUACUUUUUAAGUUUAAAAUGUAUUUGAUUAAUAAGAAAUUCAAAAAAUUUAAGAAAGAACUAAUAAAGAAAUAUAGUAAAUGUAAUAUUUUCAAAAAUUGUAAUAAGAAAUUAAUGAAAAGAGUUUAAGAAAAUAAUUAAAGAAAUAGUAAAAAGAAUAAUAGAGAUAAGAAUAAUUACAAUUAAAUAAAAUUAAAUAAGAAUAAGAUAAAUUGAGAAGAGAUUAAGAAAAAAAAUUAAAGGAAUAAUAAGAAGAAUAAAAAUAAAAAUAAAUUGCAUUAGAAUAAUAUUAAAAAGAAUAAGAAAGAGCUUAAUAAGAAAUUAAAAGACAUUAAGAAUUAUAAGAAGAGAAUAGAAAGAAAGAAGAACAAAAAAAGUUAAAACAAUAAUAAUUCAGAUAAUAAUUACAAAAUAAGGAAUUAUAACGUGAAAUUGAAUUAUAAUAUAAAAAGGAACUUUUAUAAUUUAAAGAAAAAUAAAGAUAAUAAAAACUAUUUUAGUAAUAAUAGGAAAGAGUAUAUGCAUCUAAAUUAGCAUAAGAAGAAUUAGCUCAAAAAUUGCUUUAAGUAAAAGAAUAAUAAGAAAAUAAAUUGAUUAAAAUGCAAGAGGAAUUUUAAAAUAAAUAAAUUCAAAGUGAACAUUAGAGAAAAUUAUUUGAGUAAUCAUAACAUGAAAAAAUUAUGGAUAUAUAAAAGAAAGUUUAAAUCUAAAAAGAAAAGAUGUUAAAAUAAUCUGAAAAAUGUAAGAUGUAAUAAGAGAUAAAAUAAGAAAUUAAUAUUUCCAAAUAAAAAUAGAAAAAUGAGAGAAUUAAAUAAAUUUAAGAAUAAAAAAUUAUUGAACAUUAAUAAAAAUUAGAACAAUAAGAAAUUGAAGAAAAGUAGAUUAAAUAAAAACUAGAAGAAUUGAAUAUUAUAAAUAAAGAUUAAAGAGUUGAAUUAAAUUAGAAACUCAUCUUAAAGGAUUUUAUGAUUAAAGAAAAAUAAUUAUUUAAAAAAUAAUUAUUAGAGCAAAUCAAAUUAUAAGGAAAUUAAAAAUUGAAAAAUAAAUAAUUAGCACUUGAAAAAUUAUAUUAAAAACAACUUAUGGAGAAAUAAUAUUUAUAAUCUUGUUUUAAUGAAAAAUUAAAGUGGAAUGAAAGUCUAAAAAUAUUACAUAAUUAAAAUUAAUAGAGUUAAGACACUGAUUAUAGACGUAAGAAUUUAUAAUACUCAAGCUUCUACUGCCUUAACAAAAUCCUCUUAUGAUAUUCCAAGAGUUUAAUCUACUGUCAAUAAGAAAAUGUAAAAUGAAGAAAGAAAAGUGAUUGAAAUUUUGAAAAAUCCCUAAAAAAGGCUAGAUCUAUAAGAACUUGAAGAAAAAUAAUAUUAAGAAAUGAUUGAAGUACUGGACCAAGUUAAUUAAUUAGUUAAUUGAAUAAGAAUAACAAUUAGAAGAAGAAAGAGAGAGAACAAUGUUUUCAAUAGAAAAUUACCAAGAGUAAAUGAGAUUAGAAAAGAUAUUUGUAAUUGAGAGAAAACAAGCUUAAAAGAAUAUUCAAAAUUUAUAAUUAAAACAUUAACAUCAAAUUGAAGAGUUAUUAUCUGCUUGA
Paramecium pentaurelia is the source of this 1909-nucleotide messenger RNA. Lineage: Eukaryota; Ciliophora; Oligohymenophorea; Peniculida; Parameciidae. The record is from the annotation of a GenBank genome assembly.